This is a messenger RNA of Dermochelys coriacea (leatherback sea turtle), 741 nucleotides long. RefSeq names its product protein PET117 homolog, mitochondrial. Gene Ontology annotation, cellular component: mitochondrion. The transcript has 2 exons. Gene Ontology annotation, biological process: mitochondrial respiratory chain complex IV assembly. Lineage: Eukaryota; Metazoa; Chordata; Testudines; Dermochelyidae. The record is from RefSeq and is a predicted model, not a curated record. Bases 117 to 362 code for a protein of 81 amino acids.
CGGCCCGUACAGAGAGUCCCGCCCCCGGCAGCCGCGGGGGGCUGGCACGCACGCGCAUGCCCUGGCCGCUCGAGCUGUGCGGCUCGCGCUCCGCAACGGCCGCGUAGGGGGAGGGGAUGUCGACGGCCUCCAAGGUGGCGCUGGGCGUCUCCGUGCUGCUCUCGGCCGGGACGGUGGCCGCCGUCCACAUCCAGCAGAGACGCGUCAAGGAGAGGCUGCACGAAGGAGUAAUCAGAGACCUUGAGAGACAAAGCCGUAAACUGGAAAACAUUCGUCUUUUACAAGAACAGAUUACUCUGACCAAGCAACUUGAAGCAGAAAGAGACAAGAUAUUAAUGGAAAAGGGGUCCCCACAAUCCUAGACCUAGAACUGAAGUAUUAGAGUUUGGACUGAGGAGCACAGCAAGGAUUUGUAUUUGACUGUUCCCAGGUGUUUGAGUAAACAGAAGUCAUUUCUGAAAGUCCAUCUCUUUUAGAUACAUUUUAAUCAAGUCCAGGAAAUUGUAUACAUUAAGAAGUGCAAACACAAAGUUUUUUCUCUAGCUUCUGUAUUUUCACUUGUGCAGAACUAUUGUGUAGGAGGCUUCAUACCUGGCUGGCUCACCUUAUAUGGAUAGUAUUUUAAAUGCUGGGUGGGAGAGCCCUAUGUAAUGUAAAAAAAAUUUUCCUCUACUUACCAAGAAGGGAUGGAUAAUAACGUUCACAUGAGUGGGCUGAUGAGUCGUCAUGAUGACGAAGCUA